AUGGUCCUCUGUGGUCCUCUGUGGUCCUCUGUGGUCCUCUGUGGUCCUCUGUGGUCCUCAUCCUGUGGUCCUCAUCCUGUGGUCCUCUCUGUUCCUCUGUGGUCCUCUGUGGUCCUCUCUGUUCCUCUGUGGUCCUCAUCCUGUGGUUCUCUGUGGUCCUCAUCCCUCUGGUCCUCUCUGUUCCUCUGUGGUCCUUAUCCUGUGGUCCUCUAUGGUCCUCUGUGGUCCUCUAUGGUCCUCUGUGGUCCUCUGUGGUCCUCUGUGGUCCUCAUCCUGUGGUCCUCUGUGGUCACAUCCCUCUGGUCCUCUGUGGUCCUCAUCCCUCUGGUCCUCUCUGUUCCUCUGUGGUCCUCAUCCUGUGGUCCUCUGUGGUCCUCAUCCCUCUGGUCCUCUAUGGUCCUCUGUGGUCCUCUGUGGUCCUCUGUGGUCCUCAUCCUGUGGUCCUCUGUGGUCCUCAUCCUGUGGUCCUCUGUGGUCCUCUGUGGUGGGAUCUUCGAGGCCACGGAGAGCGGUCCGUCGGGGGCGGAGGAGCUGGCCUUUAAGUUUGCCCUGAACACCAUUAACCGUAACCGCACGCUGCUGCCCAACACCACGCUGACCUACGACAUCCAGAGGAUCAACGUCUUCGACAGCUUCGAGGCGUCCAGGAAAGCCUGUGACCAGCUGUCUCUGGGCGUGGCGUCCAUCUUUGGCCCCUCCCACAGCGCCUCGGCGAACGCGGUGCAGUCGAUCUGUAACGCUCUGGGCGUCCCUCACGUCCAGACGCGCUGGAAGCACCAGGUCUCAGACAACCGCGACUCCUUCCACAUCAGCCUGUUCCCCGACUUCUCCUCGCUCUCCCGCGCCAUCCUCGACCUAGUGCACUCCUUCCACUGGAGGACCGUGACCGUGGUCUACGACGACAGCACAGGGACAGGUACGGGAGCACAGGGACGACAGCACAGGGACAGACAGCACAGGGACAGGUACGGGAGCACAGGGACAGGUACGGGAGCACAGGGACAGGUACGGGAGCACAGGGACAGGUACGGGAGCACAGGGACAGGUACGGGGGCACAGGCACCGGUACGGGAGCACAGGGACCGGUACGGGAGCACAGGGACCGGUACGACAGCACAGGGACAGGUACGGGAGCACAGGGACAGGUACGGGAGCACAGGGACAGGUACGGGAGCACAGGGACCGGUACGACAGCACAGGGACAGGUACGGGAGCACAGAGACAGGUAAGAGAGCACAGGGACCGGUACGAGAGCACAGGGACAGGUACGGGAGCACAGGGACCGGUACGGGAGCACAGGGACGACAGCACAGGGACAACACCAGCGACGACAUACCAGGGACCGUCCUCUUCCACUGGAGGACGGUGACUGUGGUGUAUAAAGACAGCACAGGGACAGGUACGGGAGCACAGGGACAGGUACGGGAGCACAGGGACAGGUACGGGAGCACAGGGACAGGUACGGGAGCACAGGGACAGGUACGGGAGCGCAGGGACCGGUACGGGAGCACAGGGACAGGUAUGAGAGCACAGGGACAGGUACGGGAGUACAGGGACCGGUACGACAGCAGAGGGACAACAGCACAGGGACAGGUACGAGAGCACAGGGACCGGUACGGGAGCACAGGGACCGGUACGAGAGCACAGGGACAGGUACGGGAGCACAGGGACGACAGCACAGGGACAGGUACGAGAGCACAGGGACAGGUACGAGAGCACAGGGACAGGUACGAGAGCACAGGGACAGGUACGAGAGCACAGGGACAAGUACGAGAGGACAGGGACCGGUACGGGAGCACAGGGACCGGUACGAGAGCACAGGGACAGCACAGGGACAGGUACGAGAGCACAGGGACAGGUACGAGAGCACAGGGACAGGUACGAGAGCACAGGGACCGGUAUGAGAGCACAGGGACCGGUACGGGAGCACAGGGACAGGUACGGGAGCACAGGGACAGGUACGAGAGCACAGGGACAGGUACGAGAGCACAGGGACAAGUACGAGAGCACAGGGACCGGUACGAGAGCACAGGGUCAGGUACAAGAGCACAGGGACAGGUACGAGAGCACAGGGACAGGUACAAGAGCACAGGGACAGGUACGAGAGCACAGGGACAACACCAGCAACGACAUACCAGGGAGCAGACACAAGAGAUGACCGUCCUCUUCCACUGGAGGACGGUGACUGUGGUGUAUGAAGACAGCACAGGGACAGGUACGGGAGCACAGGGACAGGUACGGGAGCACAGGGACAGGUACGAGAGCACAGGGACACGGUACGAGAGCACAGGGACAGGUACGAGAGCACAGGGACAGGACCCCGUGGACCACGAGGACCCCGAGGACCACGAGGACCCCGAGGACCCCGAGAACCACGAGGACCCCGAGGACCACGAGGACCCCGAGGACCCCGAGAACCACGAGGACCCCGAGGACCACGAGGACCCCGAGGACCACGAGGACCCUGAGGACCACGAGGACCACGAGGACCCCGAGGACCACGAGGACCCCGAGGACCACGAGGACCACGAGGACCACGAGGACCACGAGGACCCCGAGGACCAUGGAGAGCUCUGUGAAGCCUGA
Knipowitschia caucasica is the source of this 2586-nucleotide messenger RNA. Lineage: Eukaryota; Metazoa; Chordata; Actinopteri; Gobiiformes; Gobiidae. The record is from the annotation of a GenBank genome assembly.